GCUCGUUGUGCCAUGAAGGAGAAAAGCAAAAAUGCUGCCCGCUCGCGUCGUGAAAAGGAAAAUGUGGAAUUUUUGGAGCUCGCGAAGCUGUUACCAUUACCCAGUGCCAUCACGUCACAGCUUGAUAAAGCGUCAAUCAUACGGCUCACCACAUCGUACCUGAAAAUGCGACAAAUCUUUCCCGAAGGGCUGGGAACUGCAUGGGGAUCCGAGCGCAACCAUCAUCCGCAUAUAACACGAGACACGAGCAUUAAGGAGCUCGGCUCACAUUUGCUUCAGACGUUAGAUGGUUUCAUUUUCGUGGUUGCGCCGGAUGGGAAGAUCACAUACAUCUCGGAGACAGCAUCGGUACAUCUCGGGCUAAGCCAGGUGGAACUCACCGGGAACUCGAUCUACGAGUACAUCCAUGCGUACGAUCAGGAAGAAAUGGCGACCAUCUUAGCGUUACAGCAAGCAUAUCCCGGAUCGCAUAUCAACGUUCCUCACAGUUUUCCUGAUGCUACUACCAUGUACCACAACCAUACAACUGGGACGCUUGGGGAUGCAACAUCUCAAACAUCAUCCGUUGGUCAGCAGCAGCGAUCGUAUGUCAUCGAAAUGGAACGCACCUUCUUUCUUCGGAUGCGUUGCGUGCUUGCUAAACGUAAUGCAGGACUCACUUCGUCCGGCUAUAAGGUUAUCCACUGUUCCGGCUAUAUAAAGGCACGUGUCUUUCCUCACGAAUCACCCAAUACUCCAGGACACUGUUGCAUUCAAAAUCUCGGCCUUGUUGCCGUUGGGCACUCGCUGUCUCCUUCGGCGGCUACCGAAAUCAAACUACAUCGAAACAUGUUCAUGUUCCGAUCGAGCUUAGAUCUGAAGUUGAUCUUUCUUGAUGCAAAAGUUUCACAACUCACUGGAUAUGAGCCGCAAGAUCUGAUUGAAAAUACGCUUUACCGGUACAUCCAUGCGGCGGACGUGGCCCAUGUAAGACAGGCCCAUCAGACGCUUUUACAAAAAGGCCAAACAAUAACAAAAUACUACCGAUUUCUAACCAAGGGAGGAGGAUGGCGAUGGGUUCAAUCUUAUGCCACGAUCGUACAUAACACUCGGUCCUCUCGACCGCACUGCAUCGUUAGUGUCAACUAUGUUCUUAGCGAUUUUGAGGUGCAAAAUCUUCGACUGGAUGAUAAUCAAGAAUUAAAAUCGACGUUAAAGCCGCACGUUGAGCUGGUUAAUCUAUCCUCAACCUUACUGUUGAAUGCCACACCUACUCAUGAUUAUCCAGUAUUAUCGCAAGAGAAUAGUUCGGAAAAAACAUAUCAUAUGAAUAUGCAUUUAUCCAACCACAACGAACCAGUACGAACGAUACAGCAGCCGGAAUCAUUCGCACCCGGUAUUGAAGCCAGCAAAGAAAUUGAUCAUUUCCUUCAGUUCCAUCAUACUCUCGAUUCGAACGAGAGCAUGAUCGGUGAGCUGAACGGCAGUGGAAAUGAUGAUUCUUUCCUUCCGAACGAUCUGUGUUAUGAUCAGUCGUCUCACUUCACAUCCCAGACACAGCUAAGCUACCCAUUCGACGACGCACAGUCCUUUCCGGCAACGAGCGACUUUCUGGAUCCGUUUUACGAGCAACUCUACUCGACGUACGAAACGCAUCCUCCCGAUCGAGAGUUGAUUCUUCGCUCCUGUUCCGUUAGUACGAGUGGGUCAGACACAACGUAG
Messenger RNA from Anopheles moucheti, 1701 nucleotides. Its product is annotated as protein single-minded-like. The transcript has 7 exons. The record is from RefSeq and is a predicted model, not a curated record. Gene Ontology annotation, cellular component: nucleus; cytoplasm; transcription regulator complex. Gene Ontology annotation, biological process: regulation of transcription by RNA polymerase II. Gene Ontology annotation, molecular function: DNA-binding transcription factor activity, RNA polymerase II-specific; protein dimerization activity; RNA polymerase II transcription regulatory region sequence-specific DNA binding. Bases 13 to 1701 code for a protein of 562 amino acids. Lineage: Eukaryota; Metazoa; Arthropoda; Insecta; Diptera; Culicidae.